Molecule: messenger RNA, 807 nt
Organism: Nipponia nippon (crested ibis)
Lineage: Eukaryota; Metazoa; Chordata; Aves; Pelecaniformes; Threskiornithidae
Source: RefSeq, a predicted model, not a curated record
AUGCGGAAGCACUGCUGCAAAGAUGGAAAUCAAGGGCCCGGCCUGAAAGUCAUCAGCACCUUGUCCGUGGGGUUUGACCACCUCUCCCUGGAGGAAAUCAAGAAGCGAGGGAUCCGUGUGGGGUACACCCCUGAUGUCCUGACCGAUGCCACCGCAGAACUCUCUGUAGCUUUGCUUCUGGCUGCGUGCCGCCGGCUGCCGGAGGCAGUGGAGCAGGUAAAGAACGGUGGCUGGACAACAUGGAAGCCCUUAUGGAUGUGUGGCUAUGGUCUGUCUGAUAGUACGGUGGGCAUCAUAGGUCUGGGGAGAAUAGGACAGGCGGUUGCCCGCCGCCUGAAGCCGUUUGGGGUCAAGAGGUUUUUGUAUACUGGCAGUCGCCCAAAACCAGAGAGUGCUGCAGAGUUUGAAGCUGAGUUUGUCCCACUCACGAGGCUGGCCGAGGAGUCGGACUUCAUUGUGGUGACAUGUGCUUUGACUCCAGCCACCGAGGGAAUGUGCAACAAGGAGUUCUUCGGCAGAAUGAAGAAGACCUCUGUGUUCAUCAACACGAGCAGGGGGGCCGUGGUGAACCAGGAGGACCUGUACAAUGCGCUGGCCCAUGGCCAGAUCGCAGCGGCUGGCCUGGACGUCACGACGCCGGAGCCACUGCCCACUGACCACCCCCUGCUCUCCCUCAAGAACUGCGUGAUUCUGCCACACAUCGGGAGUGCCACAUAUGCCACGAGGAGCACCAUGGCGGUGCUGGCGGCCAACAACCUGCUGGCUGGGCUGCGAGGGGAGCCCAUGCCCCAUGAGCUGCUGCUGUGA